This is a messenger RNA of Phaedon cochleariae (mustard beetle), 2219 nucleotides long. NCBI's taxonomy places the organism in Eukaryota, Metazoa, Arthropoda, Insecta, Coleoptera, Chrysomelidae. The record is from the annotation of a GenBank genome assembly.
AUUCUCACAAUAGUGAGUUGCCGACAAUGACACCAAACUGUGAUAUUUUAAUUCACCAUACAAAGCGAUUUAUGUUUGUGUUGGGUUUCAUACUGAUAGCAGAAUGUGAAAGUGCUAAGAUUUUGGGUAUAAUGCCCACUUCUUCUUUCAGUCAUCAAAUUGUCUUCCAACCAUUGUGGAAGGAGUUAUCACUGCGAGGUCAUCAGGUAGUAGUGUUAACAACCCAUCCUAUCAACGACAAAUCUUUAACAAAUCUAACCGAGGUUCACCUGGAUUCUGUGCGAAAAUUCUUCAAAGAAUUGAGAUUCUACGACAAACUCGCAGAAAAUGCCGAAACUUUCAUCGAUCUGGGCCUCUACCUCAAAAGCGUUACCAUUAAACUCACCUAUCAUCUUGUCAAGAGCAAACUAGUGCAAAAUGUUCUGAGGACUAAUCGAGUGUUCGAUUUGGUGAUAGCAGAAGCACAUUUUCCUUCCAUUUUGGGUUUGAUAGGAUAUUAUCGAUGCCCAUGGAUAGGAGUUUCGUCAAUGGAUCCAGCCUUGCAAUACCACCUGGCAAUUGGCAACCCUGUGCACCCUGUUUUGAAUCCAGACGGCAAUCUGGAUAUCGCCGACCUUGAAAAUCUGAAUUUCUUUGAAAGAUUCUCUAGUUUCAUAUAUCGUAAUGCGUACAUACAUGAAUUCAAAAACGAACUACCACGUCUGACUGCGAUCAGUAGGGAAUACCUUGGUGAAGACUUGCCUUCCCUAAGUGAAAUUCAGAGCAACGUGAGCAUGCUAUUUACCAGUGCUCAUCCUAUCUUCCACAAUCUCAGACCAGUUCAUGCCAAUACUAUUUUCAUAGGGUCUGGAAUUCAUCUGAGGAAGCCUGAAAUUUUAUCCAACAAUCUGAAAACGUUCCUUGAUGAAGCAAAAGGUGGUGCAAUCUACUUCAGCUUGGGUAGUAAUGUGAAUGCCAAUAUAUUGAAUCCAGAUUUCAAGAAGGCCCUACUGGAUACUUUUGCGAACUUGCCUUACCACGUUCUGCUGAAAUUAGAUGCUAACUUGACUGACGUUCCCAAAAAUGUUUUGGUCCAGAAAUGGAUGCCACAACAAGAUAUUUUGAGGCAUCCGAAUGUGAAGCUGUUCAUAACACAAGGUGGUCUCCAAUCCCUUCAAGAAGCUAUCACAAAUGACAUCCCUCUGAUAGGCAUCCCAUUUUUCGGAGAUCAAUUAUCCAAUGUGAAUAAAAUGGUGAAGAGAGGAUAUGGAGUCAAGUUAGAUAAAAAAGGAAUAACCAAAGAGUCUCUGACUAAUGCCAUCAAAGAGGUCAUGGAAAAUCCGAAGUACCGGGAAAAGGCGAGAGAAAUGGGAGCCAUCUUCAGAGACGAAGAGGUCCCUAGCCUCCAAAGGGCAGUUUAUUGGACGGAAUACGUGAUCAGACAUAAGGGCGCUCGACAUCUGAGGAGUCCUGUUGUAGGGAUGCCAGCUUGGAAGUACUACAUGCUGGACGUUGUCGGAUUUUUGACGUUGAUUGUUGUUCUAAUUGUAAUUUUAUGCUUCGUGCUCGUCAAGGUUUCUUUUUGGUUGGUUCUCAGGUGUUUCACCAACAAGAAGUCCAAGAAGAAAACUAACUAAUUUUCGGAAAAAUCAUUCAGAUUUUCUAAUCUGAGAAGAUAAAUGUUACUUGACAGGAAUAACAUGAGAUUCUCAUUUUCACUCAAUAACUUAUACAUAAGUAACAGAAAAUACUAUUUCCAUACUUUUAUAUGAUCAGUUUCCAUGAUAAACGAAGCUUUUUCUGAUUAAAAAUGCAAAAUGUAUUCCAAUGUACAAAGUUUUUUUUCCAAAGGCACCGUAGUCUCAGCCAAGAUUUUUUUUCGGUAAAUGGAACUAUAACUAGAUUUAUGAGUAUUUAUUUUUUCAGUCAACGGUCAAUUCAUGUAUAGAUUAGUUAUAACGUCGACAAGAUAUUCCUCAUUAGUAAGAAAAUUCCCCAAUCAUUGAUACGACUAAACAGUUGCUCGACUACUUACUAGAUAUUGAUGAAAUCAACUUUGCCUUCUCCUCUCUAGGGUUCCUGAACAAUUCUUUUGAAAAAAUCAAUAAUAAUCUUUUUGGAAAAUCAACUUUUUGAACAUUCAAGAAGGUCAAAAGAUUGAUCGAUUGAUUCGAUUACCUUCAUUAUCCCCACACACAUUGUAAUUUUCGAUUGGGAAAUACAACAUAAUGUUGAAAUUG